Molecule: messenger RNA, 5589 nt
Organism: Lucilia sericata (common green bottle fly)
Lineage: Eukaryota; Metazoa; Arthropoda; Insecta; Diptera; Calliphoridae
Gene: siz
Product: IQ motif and SEC7 domain-containing protein 1
Exons: 8
Coding region: 813-4943 (1376 amino acids)
Biological process (GO): actin cytoskeleton organization; regulation of ARF protein signal transduction
Molecular function (GO): protein binding; guanyl-nucleotide exchange factor activity
Source: RefSeq, a predicted model, not a curated record
UCUGAGUUUGAGUGAGUGAUUGAAUGAGUUAGAAACCACACACGUCCGCCCGUUAAAAACAUUUAAGAAAAAAGAAUUUAUUAUUGCAAUAAGAUUUUAAAAUAUUGUGUUGGGUUUAUUUUUACCCAGAAGUUUAAUGCGAUGUAUAAGUAUGUUUGGAAAAAAGAAACCGUAAAUUGAUAAAGAAAACUCUGUGUUAAAAUUAAAAAAAGAAAAAAAUAUAUCCAAUAUCUCAGCACUGGUCUAAAUAAAUACAUCGAGUGAUUUGAUGUUCUCUUUGUUCAUUUUAUCCAUACAUGUAUGUAUGUACAUUUGUAUGUUUAUAUGAAUGUAAUGUAUGGAAUCGUGUGAGAGAAAUAAACACAAAAUGAAAACAUUAAUAAGAAGCCAAAGUAUAACUAAGAAGCGUAGACAAAUAAAUAAGUGAUCGUCGUUAUAGACUUCUUUUAUGGUAUGAAUAAAUUUCAAUCCAACUAUUCCGGUGGCCUCAAACUGAAGACAUCGCGAAACUUUGACAACAACAAAGACACACAAAAGUAUCUACUUUAAACAUAUGUAUGUUCAUUGUAGCAAAAGUAUCUUUUUAAAAUAAGUAGCUAGCUCAAGUUUCUCGUGUGUAAAGAAAUAUAAACAUUUAAAAAAUAUUAAAAAAUAGAACAAUUUUCUAUAUAUUCCAAUGACAUGUGUAAAUGUGAAUGCGUCCGUACAUAUGGCUUUUAACAUCAUUUAUUCAUUGGCGUAACAAUUUGUAACAGCAAACAGCUUCGAUAUACAACAUAAUUAAUAUACAAAGACAAUAAAAAUUAAGUGUAAUGUGUGACACUAACAAACAGUUGUCUAUUGAUGCCAGCUGUAGUGGCGAAAGAGAGACAGGGCCUGGGAUAUGUGACAGCACAUCUGAUACAAUAUCUAUGACAUCAGAUAUUUCUGCUGAUCAAAUUGACCACCAAGUUGUUCUGCAACAACGUCAUGAAUAUCAGCAACUACAAAAUCAACAGAAAUUACAACAAACAACACAAUCACUGAUGAUGGCCAGCGCGAUGUUAGUGGGUUGCUCAAAUAAUGUUGUGGGCGUCAAUAAUAAUAGUAGCUGUAUUACCUCCAACCCUAACAACAACAACAUCAAUAAUGAAGGUGAUAUUUCACACAACAAUAGUCAUCUCCAGGGUCACUAUAGUAGCUCCAACAUUUUUGGAUCUACUGACUCAAUGAAUGCGCCUUUAAUGGCACUGCCUUUGAGUGUGAUUCCUACAACCACAGCAAUAUCUAAUAAUAGAACACCGAUUGGCCAAAUAAUGAAUUCAUCAUCAAAUUUAAAAACGAUGCAAGUUAAUGUGCACGAACUAAUAAUGGAAAAUCAAUCGCUACGUGAUAAACUAAAAGAAAUCACUGUGGAUCGUGAUCGACUAUUAUGUGAAGUAUCUAACCUUCGAAUGGAGCUCGAUAUGUUUGAACUGAAACGCUUGCCAGAGGAAAAUUUCCCACAAAAACCAAUUGAACGAAGUGGAUCAGCUCAAUAUGGUAUUGCUGGAAUACCUGCAUCAAAUACUUCUGGCUCUGAGAGUGGUGGAUAUGUUUAUUUACAACAGCACUAUGUUCCCACAUCGGCAUCAACCAAUUCGUCAAAUUCAAUACCUUAUUCAACGGACAACCAGCCAUCUGUGGUCUUCCAACAACAUCCACAGCACUACGCAUCGUGCCAUCAACAACAACAGCAACAACAUCAAUUGCCUAUGAAUUUUCAUACAGGUGGAAUACAUUAUGCUCAUCACAUUAAUACCCAUGACCAUGGUUAUCAUAAAAACCACCAUCAUCAUAUUCACGGCCACCAUCAACAUCAUUACCAUCAUGGAGGUGCGGUUGUUAUAGCUGGUAGUGGUGUUGGUACUGGAAUAGGUAGUGGUGGUACUUCACCUUCUUCAAUGCACCAACAAAAUGCGAAUAAAAAAAAUACAAUUCGUAAUGGCAGCGAAGUACUGAAACGAUCCAGAACACAGUCUGCGUACGAACUUUCACAGGAUUUGCUUGAGAAGCAAAUUGAAUUGCUGGAACGUAAAUACGGCGGCGUACGUGCUCGAAACGCUGCAAUUACAAUUCAGAGAGCAUUUCGUCACUACAUGAUGGUAAAGAAAUUUGCGUCAAUAACAGCAAUGGCCAAAGCAGAAAAACGACUAAGUCGGCGCACAAUGGUCGUUGGUGGCGCCACAGCAGUGGAUGAAACAGCGGCAGCUAAUAUGUCAAUGUCUUCCGCAUAUAGUAGUAAUACCGAAUCUCAAUUAGAGCCAAAUCAAUCUAACACAGUGUCCGUGCAAGGAACUCAGCAGCAAAUACAACCACGCGUUACUAUAAUGCCAGGUCCUCCCGGUGGCGUUGGACAUCAAUCUUUGGCAUCCGGCUCUAGAACACCACCGACACGAUCGUUAUCGAUGCGUGAGCGGCGACACGUAGAUGGCGGCACAAUACCACGCAGUCAAUCAGGCGCUUCCAACACUUCGGCCUCAAGUUCGGUGUCUGCCGGUGUAUCGGGAUCAAGUCAUCCUCAUGUUAACUUAUUGCAUACAGCAGAUCCUCAUUACUAUGCAGCUCAUAGUUUAAGUGGUGCACAAAUGGCAGCUUACUGCGGAAGUUAUCACUCCGUUCAGCACGACGGAAGUUUUGCAAGUUCUGCAAAUAAUUCGCACUUGGAUUCCUCACUCAACGUGUCUUGGGUAAAUGCGAGUGGGACUUCUCCACAUACACCAUACUAUUCGGCAGCUCAAAUUUAUAUGAGGCCUCGCGGCUCAUCAACUUCGUCGCAGGAUCGAAAGAAAAUUCCACCAGAGGUGCCAAAGAGAACAUCCUCAAUAACUGCUCAGCAACAUGCACAACAUUUAGCGGCUCAGCAGCAGCAAAUCCAAAUGCAUCAGCAAAUGAUGGUGAUGCGACAAACUCCCCCGCCUCCCUCGCUAAUACGUUCAAAUGGCCUUUGUAAGUCGGCUGAAAACGGCAGUCUAACGUCGGUACAGAGUUCAGGCAGUGACUCGAGCGCUACUUCUGUAGAACGUAAUGCCAUUAGCGAUUUGGGAUCGGAUCGCUCAAACUCUCCAAAUACUUGGAAGCGUGGCACUAAUCUCAACAGUUCACAACAGUUUGUCCACACUUCAGAUCCAGCAUUUGCACACGCACAAAAUUCAGCAGCAAUGGCAGCACUUGUAAGUGGUGUUGCACCUGUGGAAGACCAUGCUAUUUCAUCUCACACUAGUGCUGCUCAGUAUGAGCACCACGAGCAACAUGAGCAUCAACAAAUAAUAGGAACGACUACCCAAACUCCUCCCAAUUUCAAGGUAUCUGAAACCAUCCGCAAGCGCCAGUAUCGUGUUGGUUUGAACCUGUUCAAUAAGAAGCCAGAAAAGGGAAUAACUUAUCUAAUACGUCGAGGUUUUCUGGAAAACACUCCUCAAGGCGUCGCCCGUUUUCUCAUUACACGCAAAGGAUUAUCACGGCAAAUGAUAGGGGAAUAUUUAGGAAAUUUACAAAAUCCAUUUAAUAUGGCCGUACUUAAUUGCUUUGCGAUGGAACUGGAUUUGUCUGGAAUGCAAGUUGAUGUUGCAUUGCGGAAAUUUCAAGCUUAUUUCCGCAUGCCCGGCGAAGCGCAAAAAAUCGAAAGGCUUAUGGAGAUAUUUUCACAGCGAUUCUGUCAAUGUAAUCAAGACAUUGUGGGCCGACUAAGAUCAUCAGAUACGAUCUUUGUACUGGCGUUUGCUAUAAUUAUGCUAAACACCGACUUACAUACACCCAAUUUGAAACCAGAGCGACGUAUGCGUGUGGAGGACUUUAUAAAAAAUCUUCGUGGCAUUGAUGAUUGUCACGAUAUCGACAAGGAUAUGUUGGCUGGAAUAUAUGAACGAGUUAAAGCAAAUGAAUUCAAACCUGGAAGUGACCAUGUGACUCAAGUGAUGAAGGUUCAAGCAACAAUUGUGGGAAAAAAGCCAAACCUAGCACUGCCGCAUCGUCGCCUAGUGUGUUAUUGUCGCCUCUACGAAAUUCCCGAUAUUAACAAAAAAGAACGACCUGGCGUUCACCAACGUGAGGUGUUUCUUUUUAACGAUCUACUAGUCAUUACAAAAAUAUUCAGCAAGAAAAAAUCAUCGGUAACAUACACAUUUCGCAAUAGUUUCCCACUAUGUGGAAUGGUUGUUACGCUCUUGGAUGUGCCCAACUAUCCCUUCUGCAUACAACUCUCACAAAAAGUCGAUGGCAAGAUUCUUGUUACUUUCAACGCUCGCAACGAGCACGAUCGCUGCAAGUUUGCAGAAGAUCUCAAAGAAUCUAUUUGUGAAAUGGAUGAGAUGGAGUCUUUGCGAAUUGAAGCCGAACUUGAACGCCAAAAAUCAGCGCGAACACGUGCCACAGGUAAUUCGGAAAAUCGAGAUAGUGGUGUGGCAGAUGUUGAAGUAUGUCCCUGUCCUUACCAAACGCCACAAACCAACGAGCCUACACAGAAUCCAACAGAAAACACACAGCAGUUAAAGCGAAGUGCCCUAAGCAAUAGUUUAUUGGACAUACAUGAACAGUUCGGUGGCGAUAAACCCCAGAGACGUGGCAGUGUUGGCUCUCUAGACAGUGGUAUGUCAAUAUCAUUUCAAUCGACUACAACCAGUAAUGCAUCACGUGAAAACGCCGCUGUUAUAGCAGCUGCAGCAAAUGCUGCCGCCGCUAAAAUGAGAUUGGGCCCAACUGCGGCUGCACCUGCUGGAAGCUUAUAUAUCGCGCCAGGUGUUCAGGGUUAUAAUCAAAUUUCUUAUAUCCAACAACAACAUCCGCAUAUUAUGCAACAACAGCAACAACAUCAGAUUCAGCAAACACAGCAACAUCAACAAUCUCAGGCACCAGCAACUGGUCGUAUACCCGGGCGUGAGAGAAAACUUUCCCGUUCCGAGGAAAACAGAUCGACUGAAGUUUAAAAAAAUAAUAUUGAAAUCAAUCAAAUAUUUUUAUAUCAUCGUCUCUUCUAUCUCAUAAACCCCAUGCAUCCCUUAAUAAUCUAAUUCACUAAACUAAAUGUUUUAUUUUGUCAAAUACAUCAUAUAAUACGAUAUAUUACUCUUUCCCUUUUUCAUACAGUUUUGUAUUAUUGGUUUCGAUAAAAAUAUAUAAUACAUAUACAUACAUACAUAUAUAGACACAUAUAUUUAAUAUAAAACCUUGUCUUCAAAAUGAUAAAAUUAUUAAUUUUUGUAAAUUAGCAUUUAAGUAUUAUCUACAUACAUGCAUAUAUAGAUACACAUACAUACAUACAAAAAUAAAUAAAUUAAAAAGCAAAAUAAAAACAUUUCUAUGGACUAAACUAUUAACUAAUAUUAUUAUAAAAUAACAAAUAAAUAUUCUAUAUUCAUAUGUAACUGUGUAUGUAUGUUUCGACGGAUUAUAUACCUACAUACAUUUAUUUGUAUGUAUGCAUGUAUAUCCAUAUGCAUAUAUAUUUAUAUAUUAAUUUAUAUGUACAUCUAUUUAUCUGUAUUAUUUUAGUAAAUAUUAAUAAUCCUAAACAUGUUUUGUAUAUAUUUUAAUUGACACAAAAGCAUUAAAAAGCAAUUUAAAUGAAAAAGU